CACCAGGUGAACAAAUCACUGUUAUAGAUCGAGAUAUACGUGGUGAAUAGCGUUGUGUGACCAUGACGAGAGAAAGUGAGCUGUCUUCCUCGCCCGAAGCCCAUGAAGACGAGAUGGUUGACGAGCUCAUCAGGGAAGAACGCCUGGAGCAGAAGCAGGAUGAAGAGAAGUACAAGGAGUUUGAUAAUCUCGACUACACCUUCAAACUGGAGAGAUUGCAGAAGCUGGUACAGCAAUCCCAGGUGUUCUCGAAGAUCAUUGGUGAUACGCUGUUGGAAAGCGUAUUGGAGAAAAAGCAGCAACAGGGAGAGCGAAGCGAUGAGGUUAAGACCAAUGACAAGAUCAAUAAAGUCAGAGAGAGUAUCUCCAUGGCGCAGCCUGCGUUGGUUACAGGAGCUCAGAUGAGAGAGUACCAGUUGGAAGGAACCCAAUGGCUGAUUACCCUGUAUGAGAAUGGUUUGAACGGGAUACUUGCUGAUGAAAUGGGGCUGGGAAAGACACUACAGUGUAUCGGACUGCUUGCGUUCUUAUAUGAAAAGGGUAUCAGGGGCCCCUUCUUAAUCACCGCACCUCUAUCAGUUGUAGGUAAUUGGGUCAGUGAGCUAAAGAGGUUCGCUCCUUCACUGCCAGUACUGGGGUACAUUGGUCUAAAGGAUGAUAGAAAGGCUUUGAGAGAUGAGCACUACAGCUCACAGAACGGCUUCAACGAGGCCAUUGUGGUUACAAGCUAUGAAACUGUGCUCAGAGACUUUGAGUUCUUUAACAAAGUUGAUUGGAAGUUCCUCAUCGUUGAUGAAGGCCAUAGGUUGAAGAACAUCAACUGCAAGUUGAUUAGGGAAUUGAAAAGGCUGAAAACGCAAAAUCGAUUGCUACUAACUGGUACUCCACUGCAGAACAAUCUAAAUGAGUUAUGGUCUUUGCUAAAUUUCAUCCUUCCAGAUAUCUUUCAAGAUUUAGAGCUCUUUCAAAGAUGGUUUGAUUUCAGUUCCAUAACGGAAUUGAAGAAAGACACGGACGACUCAACAAAGAAAAUGAUCGAUACUAAGAUCCAAGAGACGUUGGUUCAGAACCUGCACUCUAUUUUGAAACCAUUCUUGUUAAGACGUCUGAAGAAGAGCACCCUUCAAGAUCUUGUGCCUAAGAAGGAGUUCAUAAUAUAUGGGAAACUCUCUCCAGAUCAAGAUAAGAUAUACAAGGCUGCUCUGAUGAAACGUUUAAGGAACGAAGUGCUCAAGUUUGCAUUAAGACAACGUGUCCAGGCUGAGCAAUUGGCCAUCGAUCAGGUAACCGUUGAGGCCUUCAUUAAGGAGGAAAUGGAUGGCCAUGGACAAGCUCUCUAUGAUGUGUUACACGGGUGUGUUAAAUGGGUUGACCAAAAGAAGAUGAAUAAUUUGAUGAUGCAACUGAGGUUGAUCUGUGAUUCUCCUUACCUGUUUUAUUACCCCUGGGAUGAUGAAAAGCAUAUGACACUGGAUGCUCUGUUGAAGAGCUCUUCAAAACUACAAUUGCUUCAACAACUGUUGCCACGGUUGAUUGAACAAGACCAUAAGGUGUUGAUCUUUUGUCAAUUCACCACAAUGAUUCCAUUUGUCUUGGACUUUUGCGAUCUGAAUGGUUUUGGACACUGUUACUUAGAGGGGUCCAUGGAUCAAUUGGAACGUGAGCAAAACAUCAAGUCCUUUACCGAGGAUCCUCAGAAGCAGGUGUUCAUCCUAAGCACACGUGCUGGUGGGCUGGGGUUGAAUCUAGUUGCUGCGGACUCUGUCAUUCUCCUUGACUCGGAUUGGAACCCGCAAGUGGAUCUGCAAGCAAUGGACCGUGUUCAUAGAAUUGGACAGACCAACCCUGUUGCCGUUUAUAGAUUCAUCACAGCCAACACUGUAGAAGAGGUGAUUCUGGCAAAGGCUGACUCCAAGCGAAAGCUAGAGAAGCUGGUGAUCAGUAUGGGCAAAUUCGAAAACCUCCAAAGACUGAUGAGACAGGACAACUCCUUGCUCGGUACAACUGAGAAGAAAAGAGAACAGUCUGACCUGGCUGCAGAGUUGAAGAGUCUGUAUGAGGAGCAUAAGCUCACUGGGGUAAGCGCAUCUGUAAAGGAUAAUACCUUGACACAGGAGGAGCUCGCUGUUCUCCUGGACAGAUCGGAUGAGAGCUAUAGCAAGACCCCGGAUUCUUACAAGAAGUUUGAGCACGUACAGCUAUUCGAAACAACCUCAUCGCUUGAGUGA
This is a messenger RNA of Williopsis jadinii, 2228 nucleotides long. It is a transcript of the gene IRC5, whose product is annotated as putative ATPase. Gene Ontology annotation, cellular component: nucleus. The coding region runs from base 63 to 2228 and encodes 721 amino acids. The transcript is spliced from 3 exons. The record is from RefSeq and is a predicted model, not a curated record. Gene Ontology annotation, molecular function: DNA binding; ATP binding; ATP-dependent chromatin remodeler activity. NCBI's taxonomy places the organism in Eukaryota, Fungi, Ascomycota, Saccharomycetes, Phaffomycetales, Wickerhamomycetaceae.